Messenger RNA from Trichoderma virens Gv29-8, 327 nucleotides. RefSeq lists its product as uncharacterized. The record is from RefSeq and is a predicted model, not a curated record. Lineage: Eukaryota; Fungi; Ascomycota; Sordariomycetes; Hypocreales; Hypocreaceae. The annotation marks the transcript as partial. The transcript has a single exon.
GAACCCGAGCAGUCCAGACGCCCCGAUACUACACGCGACCAACGACGCGAUGCCCAGCUGAUGCGCCGCCUGGGCUACACUCAGUCCGCAAUCAGCGCCGAGCUGGGCCUAUCGCUGGGCCAGGUCCAGUAUGCUCUCUCGCAUACGGAGACGCCAAUCACGCGGCCCGGCAGGCCCAGCAAGCUGACCGACGCCCAGAUCCAGGAGCUCAAGACCUUUAUGGCGUCCAAGGACAACGAGCGGAUGCCCUACGGCAAGAUCGCACAGGCUUUAGGCUGGGAUGUGGGCGAGUAUUGCAUCCGCCACACUCUGCGGAAGCUGGGCUAU